CGCGCCAAGACCAUUCAAGAACCUCCUACAGUUCCGAAAUUAUUUCUUUUUAUUUUAAAACUCACAGACGAUUUUCAUUUUUCACACUCAAAACUUUAACUCAUCAUCCACACUACACGCACAAUACUAGUACUAGACUAGGCUUUUAGCGGAAUAUGAAACCCUCUCGCAGUCGCAGGCUCAGCUUCUCCUCCUCCUCCUCUUCUACCACCACCGUCACCUACACUCUCCACAAUGACCAACCUGCCCCUCCCACCGCCACCGAAAUUCCCAUCCAGUCCUCUGCUACCCCAAUUCCCAUCACCGUUCACGUACCCCAAUCCACCGCAGCCAUCAAAAUUCAAUCCGCCUACCGGGCCCACCUCAUCCGCAGUCUCUAUAAAACAAUCGCAGCCGUGCAUUCCGAGGCCGACGAGUUCCAGCGCCUGAUUCAACGGCAGGAAACGGUCGACGCCGUGAGGAGCAGCGAGCGGGAGAAGCUGACGAUGAACGAGGCGUUGAUGAGGUUGCUGCUGAAGCUGGACUCCGUUCGUGGGGUGGACCCCGCAGUGAGAGAGGCGAGAAGAAAAGUGAGCCGUCAGAUCGUGGGGUUGCAGGAGAUCGUAGACGCGAUUGUUUCAGAAGAUGUUGAUGGCUUUUGGGGAUGUGGAGAUGGUGGGUUUGUGCGGAACUGGGACGACGUCGUUGCGGAGAUGGAGGAGGGUGUGUGCAGGGAGAGAGGGGGUGAGGAGAUGGAGAGGUUUUGUGCUCAGUAUCUGGGGUUUCGCUGCUUACAGAGGUUUCUGCGCGAGCCGUGAUUUAGUGCGUGCGGGCACUGUGCCUAAUAUGUAAUGUACGACUGCAAAUUGUAUUUGUUAUGCAGUGUGCCUGUUAUAGCUAGUCUUUCUAUUCGUCUAUUUAUUUGUCGUGAAUAAAACCUUUGCUUAUAGUAGUUUCAUGAAAUUGAAACGCCUCAAAUUACUCUCAAA
Messenger RNA from Prunus avium (sweet cherry), 968 nucleotides. RefSeq names its product BCL-2-associated athanogene 5 (gene BAG5). Gene Ontology annotation, cellular component: plasmodesma. The record is from RefSeq and is a predicted model, not a curated record. NCBI's taxonomy places the organism in Eukaryota, Viridiplantae, Streptophyta, Magnoliopsida, Rosales, Rosaceae. Gene Ontology annotation, biological process: protein folding. Gene Ontology annotation, molecular function: protein-folding chaperone binding.